Scomber scombrus (Atlantic mackerel) is the source of this 1590-nucleotide messenger RNA. RefSeq lists its product as uncharacterized. Bases 1 to 1503 code for a protein of 500 amino acids. NCBI's taxonomy places the organism in Eukaryota, Metazoa, Chordata, Actinopteri, Scombriformes, Scombridae. The transcript is spliced from 11 exons. The record is from RefSeq and is a predicted model, not a curated record. Gene Ontology annotation, biological process: regulation of Rho protein signal transduction; regulation of DNA-templated transcription; actin filament organization. Gene Ontology annotation, molecular function: small GTPase binding; DNA binding.
AUGGGGAAAUCAAAAGAAAUCAGCCAAGAUAUCAGGAAGAGAAUUGUGGACUUCCACAAGUCUGGUUCAUCCUUGGGUACAAUUUCCAGAUGCCUGAAGGUGCCACGUUCAUCUGUUCAAACAAUUAUACGCAAGUAUAAACACCAUGGGAAUGUCCAGCCAUCAUACCGCUCAGGAAGGAGACGGGUUCUGUGUCCCAGAGACGAACGUGCUUUGGUGAGAAAUGUGAGUAUCAACCCCAGAACAAAAGCAAAAGACCUUGUGAAGAUGCUGGCUGAUCUGUCCAACCCCUCCCAUCUCAUUGAGUUGGAUCUGAGCUACAACAAGCUGCAGGAUUCAGGAGUGAAGCAUCUGUCUGCUGUACUGCAGAGUCCAAACUGUCCGGCUCUGCCACAGCCGGCCACAGUACCCAUGAACAACAUGCUGAGCCACGGUGGCCUGGCCCGAAAAGACAAGACCAAAAGCAAGAAGAACAAGGACAUCAGUCACAUGGGCUGGGAUCCUUACACAGGUUUUGAUUUAAACAAUCUGGACAUUAAACUGAACAGCCUGUUUGUCGUGUGGGGCAUCUCUGAGGCUCAGCUGAAGGACCGAGAGACAUCCAAGAUCAUUCACGACUUCAUCGAGAAAAAAGGAGGCGUGGAGGCCGUGAUACAGGAGCUAAGGAGACAAGGUCCGGCUCUGCCACAGCCGGCCACAGUACCCAUCAACAGCAUGCUGAGCCACGGUGGCCUGGUCCGAAAAGACAAGACCAAAAGCAAGAAGAACAAGGACAUCGGCACGCCCAGAAACUUCCAGCACAUCGGUCACGUGGGCUGGGAUCCUAACACAGGUUUUGAUUUGAACAAUCUGGACCCUGAACUGAAGAACCUGUUCGACGUGUGCGGCAUCUCUGAGGCUCAGCUGAAGGACCGAGAGACAUCCAAGGUCAUCUACGACUUCAUCGAGAAGAAAGGAGGUGUGGAGGCUGUGAAGAAGGAGCUGAGGAGACAAGCGCCUCCUCCACCUCCCUCUCCUGUUGGCUCACGUCCACCUCCUCCCUCUCGUGUUGGCUCACGUCCACCUCCUCCCUCUCGUGUUGGCUCACUUGCACCUCCUCCCUCUCAUGUUGGCUCACUUGCACCUCCUCCCUCUCAUGUUGGCUCACGUGGACCUCCUCCCUCACAUGCACCUCCUCCCUCUCCUGUUGGCUCAUAUCCACCUCCACCUGCACCACCUCCCUAUCGUGGCCACCCUCCUCCUUCUGGACCAGGAACUCUGGGUGCUGCGCCUCCUGCAGACAUCUCUCUGUUGAACAAUCUGGACCCUGAACUGAAGAAACUGUUCGACAUGUGCAGCAUCUCUGAGACGUCCAGGGUCAUAUGUGGCUUCAUCAAGAAAAAAGGAGGCGUGGAGGCUGUGAUACAGGAGCUGAGGAGACAGGAUGUCGGAUCAUCCGACGACGCCGGCAUCUUCGGCGCUCAUGGAGGUGAUGCAGAAGAGUCCAAAGCCAUUCCUCAGUGACUGUACCGGACUGUAAACUGACUCACGAUGAAGAGGAUGAAUAAGAGCUGAUUCUUCUCCCCGACGCAGUUAUUCACCCAGGAACAG